UGUCAUUGUGUUUAGCUGAGUAAACACAAUCGAAUGUAUCUACUGUUUUGAUAGAUCUUUAAAAAAUCUGUAAACAAUGUCUGAGAUGGAAGUUGCAGAGAGCAGUAAUGAUUGCUCUAAUGAUUUAUUGCUUCUUGAUCGUGUGUUUCUCCGCUUGGGGAAUGCCGAUACUGAUGAGCAAUUGGAGAGUUGUCUUAACCGAUUCCUACCACCUGUAAUAUUGAAGUUAUCAUCACCUUUUGAACAGGUUCGAACAAAAGUGAUGGAACUGUUAGUUCAUGUAAAUAAAAGAGUGAAGUGUAGAGCCGAUGUACAGUUACCUGUAGAAACAUUAUUGCAAUUAUAUCGAGAUCCUACUGCCAACAGUUUUAUCAUUAAUUUCUCCAUCAUUUAUAUAACAAUGGGAUAUCCAAGAUUACCACGAGAGCAGCAACUUAAGCUAGCACCCUGUCUUCUGGAAUCUAUUGAGAAUAGACCUCAAGGGCAUCAAGAUCAAUUAUUAAUGUUGGUGAUCCCUCUGCUUGCUGAUAUAAAAGAAUCGGAACUUAAUCUCAAAGAAAAACCAAAGGUUGCUGCUUUAAUUCUUAAAUUUGCAACAGAUGUCUUGCUUUUACCAUACAGAGCUCUGCCCAAUGCAGGAGAGAGUGAUUUUCAAGUGCCACCAGGUAUGAGUGUCAAAUCAUACAAAAGGAUCGUUGAGAAGAAUCAGUUGAACCCAAACCAGUUGGAGGAAAUGAAACUGUCCAUAGUGAAUUUCAUUAGCAAGGAUAUAUUUAACAUGAAUGAUAUUCUGUUAACACUGAUUGUUGCCGCAGCUGACUCUCGGUUCAGUGUUGCCAACCAUGCCAAUAGUCCCUUGAUAAGAGUUAAUAGUUCUGUGGAUUGGUCCCAGCCGUCAAUAGUAGCUCCUUUAUACUCUUUAUAUUUAGGUACUUGGGGGGGAUUGAAAGUACCUCCAGAUGAUCGCAAGGUACCCGCAUGUACAAGGCUUCGCUUAAAACUUAUCCAAUAUCUGAAUAAAGCCACAGGACCUGCUAUUAUGUUCCCACAUUGUGUUCAAGUUGUGUUUUCUUCAUUAUUUGAUCCCAAUACUAAUUCACGUUUGAGGAAUAUGGCGCUCAUGUUCUUAUUAAAUGUUAUCAAUAAUGGUGAUCAAGUACAACUCAAGAAGGUAGCCACAGUAUUUCUGCAAGGCCUGCUAAAGUUGGUGCGAGCUGAAGAACACGCGGAGCAUCAUCAGAAAGCAUACAUGUGUUUGGGUAGACUGGCAAUGAAGUCUCCAGAAUGCUUCAGCAAUCAGUUCGCAUUGCUCGAAGAAUUGGUAAAGAAGAUUCCAGAAGCUAUACCCGAAAUUAAGACAGCACUUAGAGAUGCCUUGUUGGAGAUGGCUGUGGCUUUCAAAAUUAAUAGUGACGAAAAAACCGAAGAUAAAGAAUCAUCAUCAUCCGGAGCGGGAACGUCACGAGACGAGAAGAUGGAUACAGAUGAAGUAACCGAGAGAAACACUAGUCCGUUCAACCAGCCGCAAGCACUAGCUCUGUUUGCUCUUUUGGAUCAUUACAUGCAUAGCGAAGAGCCAAUGAUACGAUACGUCGCGAUGAGGUAUUCAGCCGCUGUGUUCCCUCAGGACUAUGUGCCUUCUAGAUACUUACUGUUGCUGGCCAGUGGAGAUAGCCAAGACGAUAUUUCGAAUGAAGCACUAAAAUGCUUAUAUGGCACUUCAAGACCGAACGAAAUAGAUGAUGUAGUGAAUAACGUGUCGAAGAAAGAGACAACAACAGUGAAUUUAGAUGAAGAUUCCACCAAGCGAGACAAGGACAGAGUACAGGAAGAUGUCUUCAAAGCGCCGAAGUUUAAGGAAACGUUGAAUUACAUUUGGGAACAGAUGCAGAAACGAAAGAAAGGCUCCAACUCAAAGCAUAGGUUUGUCAUCGGAAAUCAAGUAUUGCAAUUUCACCCACAGACUUAUCAAGAGAUACUACGCUACCUCAGGAUGUGUCUGAACCGGGACGCGAAUCUCAAAGACUGUUCAAACCAUCCUAAUGCGACUUCACCUUUAUUGACUAAAUACUUCUAUAGCGAUCUGCUCGAAUCUGAAGUUUUGGAAAGAUAUUUGGCAAUGAUUACCUCUUUGCUCAAUGCAAGCCCAGGUGUGAUGCCGUUAACAUGCUUCCUAGACAUAGUCGGAUGUGUGCCCGAUGAAAUGGCGCCAAAGUAUACAUCACUGCUACCGUUCCUGUUAAACCUCUUCACGACCAGUACCAAGGAGGAGGUCCGCGAAACAGCCGCGACUAUUUUCGCGAUAAUCACCGUACACACUAGCGAGAAGUCCGCGAUAGAUAAGCAGAUAAAGGAGUUCGUGGUGCAGGGUGUGAACAAUAAGAGUUUGGAAGCGCAGUGUGGGUAUAUCGCGGCGUUCACGAACAUGUGCGAGCGGUGUAUCGUACAGUCUCGGAGGGGCAAGUUCGGUGGUAAAGGCUUUAAUCCGGUCAAUUGGGAGCCGUAUCAAGAGGCCGCUUUGUGUUUAGCAAACUUCCUUUCCCACUCGCAAUCAUUGCUGGUCGCGACAUCCGUGUCAGCUGUAUCGCUACUGGUGCGCUGUUCAGCUUUGCCCCUACCGAAUAGUUCUUCCAAACAAAACGCUCUCAUACAAAGCGACACUCCCUUCAAUAUAAAGGCGGAAGCGAGCGAUAGUGAUGACGUCACCAAGUUCCUCGUCGCCGAUAGGCUGUUCAGGAUUGUGGGAAACGCGAAAUUACCCUCUAAAGUGAAAGAGAGAUCGUUGUACACGCUCGGCCUGAUGUGUUGUGGGGAGCGGCUGGUGUUCGCGAAGCAAAUUGUCAAAGGUUUCCUGCAAAUGGCUAAAGAUAGCAAAGAAUUCGAGAUUCACCUGCAAAUAGGUGAAUCGUUAGUUCUGUGCGUGGAGGGCGUGAAUUCAAAUGAAAAACGAGACCUGUGGACAGAACCCCCGAAGGAGGGAGACGCCAAAAUAAGAGACGCGGAGGCUUUGAAAGAAAAUGAUGAUCUUUUGAGCUGGCUGUUACAAGAAUUGUUUAAGAUUGGCAAACACCCACAUCCGCAUUCUAGACAGGCAACUAGCAUCUGGUUAUUGGCUCUACUGAAGAAUUGUCCAGAAAGAUUGCCAAUAAAGAAUUCACUGCCGAAACUGCAAGACGUGUUUAUGGAUUACUUGUCUGAGAAUAGUGAUAUCGUACAAGACGUGGCCAGCAAAGGUCUAAGUCUAGUGUAUCAGAAUUCCGACGAAAGCCAGAAGCAAGCGCUAGUCGCUCAAAUAAUAGACCAAUUGACAAUGGGCAAGCGAUCGGUUGCGCAAGUCACCGAGGAUACGAAGAUAUUUGAGGAAGGGCAGUUGGGUGCUGCGCCUACUGGCGGAAAUUUAUCAACAUACAAAGAGCUCUGUUCGUUGGCAUCGGAUCUGAAUCAACCGGACCUGUUGUAUAAGUUCAUGCACUUGGCGCAUCAUAAUUCUGUGUGGAACUCUAAGAGAGGCGCGGCGUUCGGCUUCCACUCGAUAGCGCUGCAGGCGGGCGCGCAGCUGGCGGAGCACCUGCCCAAGAUCGUGCCGCGCCUGUACCGCUACCGGUUCGACCCCACGCCGCGGAUACAGAACUCCAUGGCGAGCAUUUGGCACGCCAUUGUGCCCAACACGCAGGCUACGGUGCAAAAAUAUCACAAAGAGAUAUUGGCGGAUCUAGCAGCCAAUCUUACUUCUAACCAAUGGCGCGUCAGAAUGUCCUGUUGCAAUGCUCUAUCCGAUUUACUCAGGGGUGCAAAAAGUCUCCACGAGUCGCUAGAACAGUUGCCAUCUAUUUGGUGCCAGCUGUUCCGCGUGAUGGACGACGUGCACGAGGGCACGCGGCAAGCUGCUACUUCCGCGGCCAACGUGCUGUCUAAACUGUGCAUUCAAGCCUCUGAUGUGAGCCAGGGUAAAGAUGGCAAAGAAAUAGUGUCGGCCAUUUUACCGGUGCUAUUGGAUACAGGGAUCACUAAUCUAGUCAAAGAAGUGCGGAGUGUGAGUCUGCAAACGGUGUCGAAGCUGGUGACGGCGGCGGGCAGCAGCCUGACGCCGUUCCUGGGCCGGCUGGUGCCCGCGCUGGUGGCGGCCGCGGGCGAGCUGGAGUCCGCCAAGCUGUCCUACCUCAGCACCGCGCUCGCCGACUCCGGCUCCAGGGAGCUGCUGGACGACCUGCGCGCCAGCGCCACCCGGCAGCACUACACCACCGACACUGUCGUUAAGUGUAUGCCAUUCAUAGACAUUGAGGCGAUGAAAGAAAUGCUACCGAAGAUUCUGGAACUUGCCAAGUCACCGCAGCUAGGCACUAAGGUCGCGUGCGCACAUUUCCUUGUGCUAGCCGCACACUACCUAAGGGCAGAGUUGGAGCCUGUGGCUGGAAAAAUUAUGACCAACUUGUUGAAUGGCACAUUUGAUAGAAACGCCACUGUUCGGAAGAAUUAUGCCGAGGCGCUAGGACAAGUGUCAGCUUUCGCUAAACCUCAAUCAAUAGAAAAGCUAAUGAAAAAGUUGAUAACCCUCUACGAGACUAAAGAGGACGAUGCUGCCAGGUCCGCUAUAGGUCUCACGUUGAAAUCUAUCGCCAAAGCUAAGAUAGAGCACAUCAAAGACAAUGAGGCCAUAUUAGCUCCCAUUGUGUUCUUGGCUAUGCACGCACCGAAAGAUGAUGAGUCGAAUACAGUGGAGAUGUUCGAAGAGAUAUGGACGGACAUAAGCCCGGGUCGAGAGAGCGGCAUCAAACAGCAUUUGCCCGCUCUACGGGAAGAGAUUGAGAAGGCCCUUAAUUCUAGCAGUUGGACCAAAAAAGUUCAGGCCGCAAAUGCAAUAAAGACAAUAAGCAAGGAGCUAUCGAGUGGGUUGGGCGACCAGCGCGAGGCGUUCGUCCGCUCGCUGCUCGCCGCCGCGCACGGGAAGACGUUCGACGGGAAACAGCACGUUGUGGACGCGCUGGCGGAGCUUUGCAGUGUAAAAGAAGGCGAAGCGCCCCUAUCGCCGGCGCUCACGAGCGAGUGCAUCAACGCGCUGCUGCUGGAGAGCAGGAAGCAGGAGAUGGUGUACAAGAAGCACGCGAUCGCAGCGCUCGGCGCCGCGCUCGCCGCCACCGGCUGCGACGUCUUCCACCAAGUCUAUGAUAUCGUUAAGGUCAUACUGUCCAAGGACGAAUACUCUAUGGACAAGGAUUCAGACGAGGAAGACAACGAAGGCGCUCGCCAGCGGAGAGAACAGCUGGCGACGCUGAAGGAGGCGGCUUACGAGCUGCUCGGGAAGGCCUGGCCUAAAAGUGCUGAUACACAGGAAAAAUACCAAGACGUGUUCUUCAGCCACUGUUCCCAGUCCUACCCCUCUAGCUCUCGGUCGACACAACUGGCAAUACUAUCCAGUGUAACUCGCGUGCUCGAGAGGCUGGCAAUACUGAACGAGGAGCCCAUGGAGACGGACAAUAUGGCGCUCGUGGGCAGAGACAAAGCGAUCGGUGACGUCACCUCACAUGUUGCCAGUAUUGUCGAGUUUACGCUUAAAAACAGUAACCAAGUGAGGCAUAGAAGAGAUGCCCUGAAUAUAAUGGAAAUAUUGAUAAAACGCUUAAAAGAUUUGCAGAAAACGGAAGAAAUAAAUAAGCUAAGACAAAUUUACCAGACCUAUGCACACGACCUGUCGAAGGAUUCCUCUCACGAGUUGCGGUCCAAAGUCGACAACAUUAAAGUGUUGUUUUAAUAAUGUAGUAAUUUAUUAACUAUUCCUUAAUAAAUUAUC
Zerene cesonia (dogface butterfly) is the source of this 5788-nucleotide messenger RNA. RefSeq names its product proteasome adapter and scaffold protein ECM29. Gene Ontology annotation, cellular component: nucleus; cytoplasm. The coding region runs from base 77 to 5749 and encodes 1890 amino acids. Lineage: Eukaryota; Metazoa; Arthropoda; Insecta; Lepidoptera; Pieridae. The record is from RefSeq and is a predicted model, not a curated record. Gene Ontology annotation, molecular function: molecular adaptor activity. The transcript has 37 exons. Gene Ontology annotation, biological process: proteasome assembly.